GACCCUUGCCCGUCUGGCACCAUGUCCUACCCUCAAGCUCCUCCGCACGCGUACGGCGGCCAGGGCUACUAUGGCCCGCCGCAGGGCAUGCCGCCGAUGGGUUACCAGCAGGGCUACGGUGGACCGCCGAUGGGAUACGCGCCUCAACAGCAAAUGAUGAUGGUGCCGCAGCAGCAGAAGAAGGACGACGGCGGGUGCUGCAGCUGCUGCGGUAGCUGCUGCAAAGACCUCGACCCCCUCGCCUCGGACCUCGGCCUCCUCCCGUCGCCCACGGUCGCCUCGUCCCUCGCGCCGCCACCCGAAAACCCGCAUCUCCUCACGCCCCUCCGCGCCCACUACCUCAAGCGCGAGCUCGUCACCCUCGAGUUCGUGCGCGAGCUCGCCCAACUCGACUCGCCCGGGUCGCUCUCGAUCCUCGGCCCGCCCUUCCUCCCCAAGUCGCGGUUCAUCGACGGCGUCCCGCAGCCGCCCCCUGCGCCUGGGUCCGAGGCCGCCCUGCGCGAGCAGCGAGACUGGGAGGCCAACGUCGACCUGCCCUUCCUCCGCUUCGUCUUCCACCACUUCAUCCUGUCCUUCCCGUUCCUCAUCGCGUGCCCGCCCACCUUCUUCUCGCACAAGCUCCAGCCGUUCGUCUACUCGUUCGUGUCGCGCAACAUCUCGACCUCGGACGACCGCGACGUCGACACCAAGCGGCGCCGCAUCGCCGGCAAGGUCGAGAAGCACCUCGGCCUCGUCAUGAGCGCCGCCGUCAAGCUCACCGAGAACGGCGGCAAGGAGGAGGUCGUCCGCAUCGACGAGCACGGCGAGUUCCACUCGGGCGCGCCGGCGACCCAGGCGAGCGCGGCGACGGUCGGCAUGAAGAAGCGCGGCGCGCUCACGACCGUCGAGGGCAAGGACGACGACUUCUCGCUCAACAUCGUGUCGGUCCGGACGCAGGCCAAGAAGAGCCGCAUGCGCAUCAAGACGCACGAGGAGUUCCUCGUCCGCACGAGGCGCAAGGGCCAGUCGGACGUGUACGUCGCGAGGCGGUACGGCGACUUUGUUCGGCUCGCAGAAACGCUCCGCAAAGAGUGCAUCGAGGAGGCGGUGCCGAGCCCGCCCGCCAAGGACCGCCGGUCGGUCGAGCGCAAGCCCGGCUCGUCCGAUACGUCUACCCCGACCGCGCCCUCGCCCCGGCCCUCGACCUCGAGCGACCCGACCCUGCCACCGACGCCGGCCUUCGACAUGAACCACGUCCCGACGCUCGCGCGCGAGCGCAACCGCCUCACGCUGCGCGCGUACCUGCGCUCGCUCCUCACCAACCCGAUCCUCGCGAGCGCCGACGCGUUCCGCUCGUUCCUCCUCGAGUCGCCGAUCGCCCUGUCGCCGAGCGAGGAGCACGACAUCGUCAUCCGCGAGGAGAUGGACCGCAUCCGCGAGCAGGAGAUGAAGAGCUUUCGGGCCGAGGUCGAGGAGCGCGUCGAGGAGCUCGAGGGUUACCUGCGCACGUUCCGCGAGGAGCUCGUCAAGCAUGACGGCCUGUCGAGGGUGUUUGCGACGAUCCGCAACACGGAGAAGGCGCAGGACCUGCCCGUCGAGUACCGCAAGGUCAUGGAGUGGGCCCGCAUCUCGCUCGCGUCGACCAUCUACCAGCUGUUCCUCGGGUCCGACAACUCGUCGUCGGUCUUCUCACAGAUGAAGCGCAUGCACGGCAUCAUGCCCUACUUCAUGCUGCGCGGCAUCUUGCGCAUCUCGAACCCGGUCGCCAUGAUCCGCGCCGUCCUGGACCUGUUCCUCGCGCGGCCGUUCGGCUCGACGUCGCUCCUCCAGAAGAUGUUCACGAGCGGCCUCGACACCGAGGUGCGCGACCUGCGCGCCGACGCCGACCUCGUCGCGCGCAAGAUCGGCGACGACCGCCUGACGACCAAGGUGCGGCAGUACGUCGACGCGGCCAAGGACGAGCAGGACGCGAUCCGCCUCGACGCGAGCGCCGAGAACAUCGACCUCAUGACGGUCAUCCUGCGCUCGCCGAGUGCGCCGAGGGUCGACGCGCGCACGAUGCAGUACCUCGCUCGGUGCGCCGUCCGGUACGACGAGUACAAGCGGUGGAGGAGCACGCUGCACGACCCGGACGACGACGAGGGCCCCGACAACGACGAGGCGUGGCUGUACGAGGACCUGCACGUGUACCGUCGGCUCAUCACCAAGGCGCGCGACAAGGAGCAGCUCAUCGAGCUCAUCUUCGAGGGCAGCACCUCCGAGGUGCUCAAGGACAUCGUCACGAUCUUCUACGAGCCACUCGCAAAAGUGUACAAGGCCGCCAACAUCGCCGAUUCCCUGUCGGACCUCCAGGCGUUCGUCGACGACCUCAUCAAGACGGUCGAGUUCGCCGAGCAGGCCAACCUCACCGAGCCGCAGCGCACGGUGCAGCUCUUUGUCGACCUCGUCGCCCGACACGAAGAGCGCUUCUACCACUUCGUCCACCAGGUGCACUCGAAGGGUGAGGGCCUGUUCGACAACCUCAUGUCGUGGAUCGAGCUCUUCAUCAAUUUUGUGCGCGACGGCCUGCCCUCGCCCGUCUCGCUCGACUUCCUCCUGCCCGUCGGCGGCAAAGAGCGCGAGGACGUCCUCGCCGAGGUCGACGCCCUCGUCGAGUACCACCGCAAGCUCAAGCUCGCGCACCACGAGCGCAUGAAGAAGCGGCUCGUCAAGGGCCGCCAGGACCUCGACAAGGACGCCGACGCAGCGUUCGUCGCCGGCGUCAUGGACAACCUGCAUAUCAGCGGCGUCAUGGACGACGUGCACGACAUCGAGCACGAGGAGAGCGACGACGAGGCGAGCGAGGACGACUACUCGGCGAGCGGCGACAGCAGCGAGGCCGAGCUGCCGCCGCCGCCUCUGCCGUCCAAGGACGCACCGCUCGUGCCACCGCGUCCGCCUCGCCGCAAGAAGGAUCGCGAGGUCAUCGAUCCGCCCGUCCUCAAGCUUAUCCCGCGCCUUGUGCCACUGUUCGUCGAGCUCGUCCGCGAGCAGCUCGACGAGGCGAGGAGGCAGAAGCGGGCCCCGCGCAGCCAGUGAGAAGGCCGUGCAGGUCGCUCGAGCCCUCGACGGACACCUCGGCUUUCCUCCCUCUUUGCCGUUCGUAGCGCCUCGUCUCUUCUGCCUUGUCAUGCGAGCUAGAUCUAGAACUGUC
Molecule: messenger RNA, 3172 nt
Organism: Rhodotorula graminis WP1
Lineage: Eukaryota; Fungi; Basidiomycota; Microbotryomycetes; Sporidiobolales; Sporidiobolaceae
Exons: 11
Coding region: 22-3057 (1011 amino acids)
Molecular function (GO): phosphatidylinositol binding
Source: RefSeq, a predicted model, not a curated record